Messenger RNA from Sclerotinia borealis F-4128, 1488 nucleotides. The record is from the annotation of a GenBank genome assembly. Lineage: Eukaryota; Fungi; Ascomycota; Leotiomycetes; Helotiales; Sclerotiniaceae.
AUGGCCGAUCACAAUGGCUCUGCUUCUACAGCAGAUGCCCCACCUCAAGAUCCAUAUUCAAUGCCUAUGAGUAUUAAUGUCGCAGACCUUGGUGAAGAAGAUGAGGAUGAGGAUGAAUAUGAGUAUGAAUACUCUACUACCGAGAAAGAGAUAUUCUACGUAACUCUCGAUCUUACCACCCCAAAUGUCCCUGUCAAAAGAAAGUUGGUCAAAACACAUCCGCGUCGCAAUGCGAAGAAAUGGUUAAAUCCUGGCUUGGGAAAACAUCGAAGACAUCUUGGUGACUCGACUACCAUAUCAAUCGACAGUAAGCCUGUCAAAGACAAAGGGAAAGGGAAAGGCAAAGGCAAGAGCGCAAAGAAAACACCCAGUGCUGAGGAUGACGAGGAUGAAGAUGAACUACCGGAAUGUGAAGAAGAAGAGCCCUUGGAAGCUGAAGCGGCACCACCAGCACUAAAACCAAAACCGGUCGAAGUUCCUAAGAAAUCAACUGGAGAACAAUACUCCAAUUUUAUCGCAUAUACUCAACGUGGAGGAGAAGCUUUAGAAACUGCCAAGCCCGAAGUCCAAAUAUUGGGUCUCCAUGAAGAUCAUCCGGUCGUAUCUUAUGAAGGAAACAUCUACCAAUGUCAAUGGGAAGAAAACAUGGGCACGGAAUUACUCUUCACGGCACACGAUCCCGAGACCACAUUACCUAUUUUACAGUCCGUAUCCAGUGACGUUGAUUUACUGGCUGCAAGCUCGGCACGCAUAACAUCUGUCAAAACCAAUGUUGAGGAUAAAGAUCCUAUGGGUGGUCCUGGAGGGAAACGACGGAAUUAUUUCUGGAGAUCGGGGAAUAUACGUGAACUUAAGAUACCAGUUGGUGUAGCCGCAUCUGAGCAGCGGAAAAAUCAAGCAUUCUUCUUGCAGGCAUUGAUCCAGAUCAAAGAAUCUCGGCGUGAGAGAGAUCACGUUACGGUCAUGGCUCAGAGAAGAAAUACAAAUCGACAAUGGAGAGGCGUCAUGAAGCAAAAACAAGCGGCCGAGAUAGCGCAGAUACGAAAAGCUAUGGCGACGGGUAAAAUGAGUCAGGCGAGUGGACAACAAAAGUUAGAUCAAAUAACCAAGGAUAAUGAGGUUCUGGCCGCGGAAGAUAAACUAAGGGGUAUUGGACUUGAUGGGAGAAAGAUUAGGCAUGGUGGGAGGAAGAAGACUGUUAAUGCGGAAGCUCCACAUGUUGUGAGGAGACCUCCAGGUGGACUUACUAAUUAUUUGAUGAAUAAUACUACAGCGGGGGGUGAUGAUGGGAUGGAUGCGAGUCUCGAUGCUACUGCUGAUGUGGAUGUGACGCCAUUAUCGCAUUCUAAUGGAGAAGAUGAGGAUAUGGAAGGAGGGGAUUAUGGCGUGGAUGGGGAAAUGUAUGAUAUGGUGGAAUAUGAUGGAGCAGAGGAGGGGGAAAUGAUGUAUGAAGAUGAUGCGGGUUUUGAAGAAGAUUAUGAAAUCUAA